AUGUCCUGGAAAAAACGGAGGGUGGCCGGGUGGGAAUCGGGUGAUGAGUACAGCACGACGACGAGCUUGGGUCGCCGUAAGGGGCCGGCAUUGACGGUUCAUGAGAGAUUGGCUCAGCGAUAUGGAGUUUGGAAGGAGUUGUAUCGACUACAACUGGAGCAGCCCGAUGAAGGCGAACGUCUAUAUCGAGCUUGCGUUCAGGACCUUGAACACAGACGUGCGAAAGAGACGGAUUUUGAAAGAAUCCAGACAAUCAUUCGAGAUCAAUUCGGAGACCCGCAAAACACAUACGGCAAUGUGCACGUUACCGGAACAAACGGCAAAGGAACUGUCUGUUACAAAACGGCCGAUUUGCUGGCAGCGAACGGGCUCUCACCGGUCGGGCUAUUUACAAGUCCUCAUAUAUUCAGCAUUAGAGAGCGCUUUCGUGUGGAUGGGGAGAAGAUCUCCCGGCUCGAGUUGCUGGCGGUGGUGCGGGUGAUUGAUGAAGUUAUGGCGGAAGGGAGUGAGCGUCUUCGUUUCUUUCAGACCUGUACUUUGAUUGCGUUUCUAUGGUUUCUGUUUAAGGGAGUUCGGGUGGCGGUGAUCGAGGUGGGAAUAGGCGGCCGGUUAGAUGCAACCAACGUGAUAGAGAGGCCUUUAUGUACAGUAAUAACAAGUGUGGAUCUAGACCACGUGGAGUACCUGGGCCCCACGCUUUCCCACAUUGCCAGAGAGAAGGCGGGUAUCUUCAAGCCAAACUGUCUCGCUGUGGUCGGUCCAGGGAUAAAACCAGAAGCCCUAGAAGCCAUUCAGAACACAGCCCUCUCGGUAGGAGCUUCCCUGCAUUGCGUGCGGCGAGAAAUUCUAGAUGACAUCGGCUACCUGGACGCUAAUUAUCCGGAACCCGCAGAAUGGAGCCAUGACUACGAAAAAUCUGGACCUCCAAGAGUCCCACCGGCCUCUGGAACGACCGGACCGAGACCUCUGGGGGCUAGUCAGACAUCUCCCGGGUCCGGCACCGGAGGGCCGACACCUAGAUCGCUCGGUCUUGGGCCACUAGGGAGUGGCGCAAUUGUGAAGGUGAAUGGCCUCAUUGCCGCCACCGUCGCCAAACACGUCUGCGAAAAAUUAGGACGCGACAUCUUGAGCCUGCCUUUGAGCCCGGUGAUGCCUCCAGGCCGCGCGGAGGAGGCACUGCCCGGUGUCUACGUCGACGGCGGCCACAACUCAGCGGCCAUGCGGAAUCUCGCCUGGCGACUUAGGCACACUGGAAAGCCGGUGUUUCUGGGGCUGGCUUUGUCGCAGCGGCGGACGUUGGAAGUUUUCAACCCGCUCGUAGAGAUCCUGGGAACGAGGAUCAGAGAAGUGCGCUACCUCAACUACAAACAUGAGCUGCAACGGAGCGAUGGGGCAAUCGAAAAGGAUCUGACAAUGACAAAUGUCAAGUAA
Gregarina niphandrodes is the source of this 1431-nucleotide messenger RNA. RefSeq names its product putative folylpolyglutamate synthase/dihydrofolate synthase. Gene Ontology annotation, cellular component: cytoplasm; cytosol; mitochondrion. The record is from RefSeq and is a predicted model, not a curated record. The coding region runs from base 1 to 1431 and encodes 476 amino acids. Gene Ontology annotation, molecular function: tetrahydrofolylpolyglutamate synthase activity; dihydrofolate synthase activity; ATP binding. NCBI's taxonomy places the organism in Eukaryota, Apicomplexa, Conoidasida, Eugregarinorida, Gregarinidae. Gene Ontology annotation, biological process: folic acid-containing compound biosynthetic process. The transcript is spliced from 2 exons.